Molecule: messenger RNA, 2832 nt
Organism: Macrobrachium nipponense
Lineage: Eukaryota; Metazoa; Arthropoda; Malacostraca; Decapoda; Palaemonidae
Product: collagen alpha-1(III) chain-like
Exons: 2
Coding region: 1-2832 (943 amino acids)
Source: RefSeq, a predicted model, not a curated record
AUGCCUGCCCGCCCAUCCCAGAACGCGUGGCGGACCCCUGCCCGCCUGUCCCGGGAACCGCAGCGGGCCCGGCCCGCGCGUCCUGGGACACGUGGUGGACCCCUGCCUGCCCCUCCCGGGACCCGCGGCGGGUCCAGCCCGCCUGUCCCAGGAGGCGUGGCAGACGACUGUCCGCCCAUACCAGGACCCGCGGUGGUGUCCGCCACGUGUCCAGGAAGGGCGGGCAGGGCCCACCAAAGGUCCCAGGAUGGGCGGGCGGUGUCCGCCGCGGUUCCCGACAUGGGCAAGUGGUGUCUGCCACGUGUCCAUGAACGGGCAAACACGAGACGGCCGGAGUCCUCCAUGCGUCCUGGGACGGGCGGGCAGGGCCCGCCAUGGGUCCUUGGACAGCCAGGCAGACACCAGCUGCCCGUCCCAAAACCCGAAGCGGACCCGGCCCGCCCGUCCCGUCCCGGGACCAGUGGCGGACGCCUCCCCGCCAAUCCCAGGACCAGUGGCAGACACCGGCCUCCCAUCCCGGGAUGUGUGGUAAACACCACCCGCCCAGCCUGCCAGUCCCGGGACACGUGGCGGGCACUGGCACCCCCGUCACGGGACAAGUGGCGGACACCGGCCACCCGUCCCUGGAACCGUGGCGGGCCCAGCCCACCCGUACCCGGGACCUCGCGUCGUGGACACUGCCCCGCCCAACCGUACCCAGGACCACGGCGGCAGGCCCGGCCUGCCUGUCCCAUGACAUGUGGCGAACACUGCCCUGCCCGUCCCGGGACCCGUGGCGGACACCAGCCCGCCCGUCCCAGGACCCACGGCGGGCACGUCCCGCCCCUUGGCCAGGACGCAUGGUGGACGCCUGCCCACCCGUCCCGUGACCCACAGCAGGCCCGGCUUGCCCGUCCCGGAAUGCAUGGCGGACUGCCGCAGCCCCGCCAGUCCCUCCCCGGGACCCUUUGGCGGGACCGGGCCCGUCCCGGCUUAGUCCCCAGGACACGUGGCGGGCACUGGCACCCCCGUCACAGGACAAGUGGCGGACACCGGCCACCCGUCCCUGGAACCGUGGCGGGCCCAGCCCACCCGUACCCGGGACACGCUGUGGACACUGCCCGCCCGUCCCAGGACCCGCGGCAGGCACGGCCCGCCGUCCCAGGACCAGUGACGGAUGCCUGCCCGCCCGUCCCAGGACCCGCGGCAGGCACGGCCCGCCCGUCCCAAGACCAGGACGGACGCCUGCCCGCCCAUCCCGGGGACCCGGGGCGGGCACAGUCCGCCCCAUCCAGAACCAGUGGCGGACGCCUGACCGCCCGUCCCAAGACCCGCGGCGGGCCCGGACCGCCCGUCCCAGGACCAGUGGCGAACGCCUGCCCUCCCAUCCCGGGACCCGCGGCGGGCCCAGGCCCGACCCGUUCCCGGCGAAUGUUUGGCGGAUGCCUGCCAGCCCGUCCCGUGGGACCAGCAGGCGGGCGGGCAGUCCGUCCCGUCCCGUCCCGAUACGUGUGGCAGACGACAGGCCCGCCCGUCCCGGGACCCUCGGCGAGCACAAUCCGCCCGUCCUGGUCCUCGUGGCAGACGAUGGCCAACCCAAUCCCGGGAACCGCGAAAGGCACGGCCCUCCCCGCCCGUCCCCGUGACCCGCAGCGGAUGCCUACCCGCCGGUCCCGAGACCCGCGGCGGGCACGGCCCGCCUGUCCUGGGACCAGCGGCAGACGCCUGCCCGCUCGUCCCAGGACCCGUGGCAGGCACGGCCAUCCCGUCCCGGGACCAGUGGCGGAUGCCUGCCCGCCCAUCCCAGGACCAGUGGCGGACGCCUGCCCUUCCAUCCUGGGACCCGCGGCGGCCCUGGCCCGCCCGUCCCGGAAUGUGUGGCGGACGCCAGCCCGCCCAUCCCCGGACCAGUGGCGGACGCCUGCCUGCCCGUCCCGGGACCCGCGGCGGGACCAGCCCGCUCAUCCCGGGACCAAUGGCGGACGCCUGCCCGCCUGUCCUGGGACCUGCAGCGGGCCCGGCCCGCCCAUCCCGGGACCAGAGCCGGACGCCUGCCAGCCCAUCCAGGGGACCCGCGUCGGGCCUGGCCCGCCCACGUACAAUGGGACAGUGGCGACGCAUGCCCCCGCCCGUCCCGGGACCGGGACAGGCGGGCCCAAGCCCGUCCAUUACCAAGGGACCAGCGGACGCCUGCCCGCCCGUCCCGGGACCCACAGCGGGCCUGGUCCGCCCGUCCUGGGACCAGUGACGGACGCCUGCCUGCCCGUCCCAGAACCAGUGGCGGACGCCUGCCCGCCAGUCGCGGGGCCCACGGCAGGCCCAGCCCGCCCGUCUCGGGACCAGAGGCGGACGCCUGCCCACCUGUCCCGGGAUCCACGGCGGCCCGGUCCCGCCCGUCCCGGAACCAGUGGCAGACGUCUGCCCGCCCGUCCCGGGAUCCGCGGCCGGCCCGGGAUGGGCGGGCAGGCGUCCGCCACUGGUCACGGGUACGGGACAGCCGGGCCUGCGCGGGGUCCCGGGACGGGCGGCAGACGUCCGCCACUGGUCCCAAGAACGGGCGGGGGGGGGGUGCAGGCUGUCCGCCACUGGUGUCGGGACGGGACGGGCCGGGCCGGGCCUCGCCGCGGGUCCCGGAAGGAACCCGCGGGCAGACGUCCGCCACUGGUCCAAGACGGGGGGCGGGCAGGCGUCCGCCACUGGUGUCGGGCCACGGGCGGGCCGGGCCUGCCGCUGGGUCCCCGGAACGGGCGGGGGCAGGAAGGGGCGUCCGCCACUGGUCCCAAGACGGCAGGCAGCGUUUCGCCACUGGUCCCACGGGACGGGCGGAACCGGGCCCGCCGCGGGUCCGCGUGA